Molecule: messenger RNA, 648 nt
Organism: Trametes versicolor FP-101664 SS1
Lineage: Eukaryota; Fungi; Basidiomycota; Agaricomycetes; Polyporales; Polyporaceae
Exons: 8
Coding region: 1-648 (215 amino acids)
Source: RefSeq, a predicted model, not a curated record
AUGCAGAAGCUCUUUCCGAUAUCUUGCCCUCUGUCCGCGAUGCGCGAGCGCCCUCCGCAGUCGCCGCCGCGCGAUACGCUGCGCCCACGUUCGCCCCCGGAUGGUGUGGCUUUGGAACGCGCGGGUGUGCGCCGCAAGUACCGUCCUGUCCGCUCCGCACGAAGGCGUCCAACUGACCCGGAGAGACGGCAUCAUCAUGCACCCCUCACGACGGCGUGUACGCAUGGUACCGUGGUGCCCGCACGUUCUCGCAUCGCCAGCGCCUCGGCCCGCGCAAUGGGGACCCUCGGGGAUGGUCAGGACGCUGGGGAACUCGAUGAUCCGCCGACUGUGACUGUGUUCGUUCGCGAGCUGGACCUCCCGGGAGGAUCGCGGGACUCGAGCGUCACCCUCGUUCUGGAGUCGGAAAUCCCGCCUCGACGUCGUUUGCAGUCGACCGCGCGCCGAAUCGCGCUCCCGAGGCCGUCUGACACAGCCCGGCCGCGUUCCCGACGGUGUUCGCGCCCUCAGACUCCCGGUGCGCCCUCAGAAUCCCGGUGCGCCCUCGACAGCCGCCAGCCCGCGUCGCGUGUUCCGCGCGAGCACAAGGCGCGUGGGAGUCCCGCCGAGGUCGUCGCCGAGGGGGAAGCGGCAUGGAUUGAUGCGUAG